AUGGACAGCUCCUCAUCCGAAGAAUCGAGAGAGAUCUUCGCGUCCAGGACCUACCAGCCUCAGAGUGACAGCUCCUCAUCCGAAGAAUCGAGAGAGAUCUUCGCGUCUAGGACCUACCAGCCUCAGAGUGACGAGUCCUUUGAGGAUUACAGGCCCCCCAAGUACGACUUCUCCUACACCUCGUCGGACCUACGGGGCCACGACUUCGGCCACAAGGACACCCGCGACGGAGACAACACCAAGGGAUCCUACCACGUCCAGCUCCCCGACGGACGCAAGCAGGUCGUCAGCUACCGUGUGGACGGCGACUCGGGGUUCGUAGCCGAGGUCACGUACGAAGGGGAGGCUCGAUUCUCCCAAGGGCAGCCUCGUCAGAUAGGAAGACUCUACGGCGUCCCUGAUUCCGACGAGUCCGAUGAGUCCCGCGAAGUUCCUCGUGUCUCGGUGCCCAGGCCUCUUUACUCAGCCCCCGACUCCGAUGAAUCUGACGAGUCCAGGGAAGUCCCCGGCCGCUUCCCGUCCCCUCGGCCUAGGUAUUCCCGCCCGGUGUCUCUCGAAUCUGCCGAGUCCGAGGAAUCGGAGGAAGUCCGGCGGUUCCCAACGCCCAGGCCAAGGUACACGCGCCCUGCCUCCGACGAGUCCGACGAGUCUCGGGAGGCGCCGACCCUCACAACGCCCAGGACGCGGUUCUUCAUCCCAGACUCGGAGGAAUCCAAGGAGUCCGCCGAAGGGUACGUCUACACAACGCCCGCCACGCCUUUCGUAAGCACGACUCCUGCUCCACUAUAUUCGGCUCCCAUCGCUCGCCCUCCUUCUCCCAGGCCGAGGAUCACGUUCCUCGACUCUGACGAAUCGGAUGAGUCAGAUGAGUCAAGGGAGAUCUUCACCCCAAGACCAAGAUAUUCCCGCCCCGAUUCCGAUGAGUCAGAUGAGUCGAGAGAGACCACGACCCCAAGGUCGACCACGACUCCACGACCAGUCACCAGACGCCCCGACUCUGACGAAUCAGACGAGUCUCGCGAAGGGUACGUGUACAGGCCUCCCAAGACGCCCUUCGUCUUCACCACCGCGAGACCUCGACGCCCACGCCCGGACUCCGACGAAUCCGAUGAGUCUGAUGAGUCAAGGGAGACCACAACUCGAAGGCCAACCACGACUCCACGACCAGUCAUCAGACGCCCUGAUUCCGAUGAAUCUGAUGAAUCAGACGAGUCUCGUGAAGGCUAUGUAUACAGGCCUCCUAAAACGCCCUUCGUUUUCACAACCCCGAGACCAAGAUAUUCACCGCCUGACUCCGAUGAAUCCGAUGAGUCAGAUGAGUCAGGGAGACCACGACCCGAAGGCCAACCACGACUCCACGACCAGUCAUUAGGCGUCCUGACUCCGAUGAAUCUGACGAAUCUGAUGAGUCCAGAGAAGGAUACGUGUACAGGCCUCCGAAGACUCCCUUCGUCCUCACCACCGCGAGACCGAGAUUCCCGCGCCCGGACUCCGACGAAUCCGAUGAGUCAGAUGAGUCAGGGAGACCACGACCCCGAGGCCAACCACGACUCCACGACCAGUGAUCAGACGCCUUGAUUCCGAUGAAUCUGACGAAUCUGAUGAGU
Penaeus monodon (black tiger shrimp) is the source of this 1607-nucleotide messenger RNA. RefSeq names its product pollen-specific leucine-rich repeat extensin-like protein 2. The record is from RefSeq and is a predicted model, not a curated record. The coding region runs from base 1 to 1578 and encodes 525 amino acids. The transcript has 4 exons. NCBI's taxonomy places the organism in Eukaryota, Metazoa, Arthropoda, Malacostraca, Decapoda, Penaeidae. Gene Ontology annotation, cellular component: extracellular matrix.